AUGCCCGUUAUAAAGUACCCCAGGAUUAGAGACCCUCUCUUUUAUGAAUGGGACAGGAAAGCCCAGAAAUGUGGAUUAAGACACACAAUUUAUUUUGUAAAUGGGGACCAGUAUACUGGAGAAUGGCUGGACAACUUGAAACAUGGUAAAGGCACACAAAUUUGGAAAAGCACAGGAGCUAUUUACAGCGGAGACUGGAAGUCUGGGAAGCGGGAUGGUUAUGGCUCAUACAGCAUUCUUGACCCAGUGACCAAAGAAUACAAGAAGGUGUACACAGGCUGGUGGGAAAAUGACCGAAGAGGUGGCCGGGGGAUGUUCUCUUACCCCAACGGGGAGCGCUACGAGGGCGAGUGGAGCAAUGGUUUGCGGAGCGGCUGGGGAAAGAUGCACUACAGCGAUGGCUCCAUCUACGAGGGACAGUGGCUGAUGGAUCAGCCCAACGGGCAGGGCGUGCUGCGGCUCCCAAAUGGAAAUCGGUACGAAGGAAGUUGGAAAGAUGGCAAGAAGCAUGGCCCAGGGAAAUACUUCUACCCAGAUAAGGGACAGCUGUUAGAAGGCAUCUGGGUAGCAGAUAUACCAAAGUGUGGAGUUCUGGUUGACUUUGGCAGAGACAAUGCUCCAGCCCCUACAGAGUUUCCACUCCCAGAGAUUGAACUACGUGACCCAGCUGGUGUUUCAGCAGAGGCUCGGGCAAUGUUUGAUGACAGCCAUAAUUAAUAACCAGAUGCUGAAGGAAAAAAGUAAAUAACACGAUCCUGAGUUAUUUAUUCCUUCGAGACUCAAACCCACACUGUGGUUAUCGUGUCAUGGUUUGCUUCACCUUUCCCUCAAGGCUCUUCAGGUAUACUUCCCUCUGCAGGUGGCUUUGCUCAGUAACCUCCUCCCACCCCCAUUAUUUUGGAAAAGUAAAAAAAUGAAUGGGAAAAAACCCAAAACACCAAAACACUGGAAGACAGGCAGAGUGACUCUUUGCUCAGCUCCUCUUAUUCUUCCUGCUAAGAAAUCACACUCCUGUUGGUUUCAAGACCUUUCCUUUAGAGAAGGAAGGUUUCUAGUAUGUUUUAAAAUCAAGUAAUUGUGUCCUCCACUUUCCCCAAACACAGCCCAAUACAUAGCUGUGACAAAAAAAUGGCUUUUGAAGUUACAACAGAUCAUGUUUUAGUUAACAAGUACAGUUUAGGCCUCUAGAUAACAAAUAAUCCACAACAAUUGAGUAUAUUUUAUUUCAUUAAAGUAUUUUAUACCCAAGUAAGUGAUAUACAAUAACCAAUGUUUAAAAUGAUUGAGGUAAAUGCCUAACACCGUUAGUAUAAAUAAGGGAUAAAAAAUUUUAAGUGCACUCAAUGUUUAGAUCCAUGUGUUUGUGUCUGGUUACUGCCUGAGUACACAGUGAUAAAGGUACCCAAGGUGUAACUUUCAUGACCAUUUCCACAGGUGGAAAAUGACAAAAACAUACUUGAUAUCACGGCUUAAAGUGCAGAAAAUAUUCAGAAAAUUAGCUGUAAUAACAGUGCCAUUAGCUCAGAGCCUACCAGCUUGAGAAAACUAAAAAUAACCAUGUCCCACUAGCUUCUAAUUCUGUAUGUCUUAAACAACAAGAAAACCCCAUACUUCUCAGUCACUUUGUAGAAGAUCCACAAAUCAAUGAGAAAUUCAGCUUCCUAUGCAGAACAGCAAGGAAUUUUACAAAAUAAACUUGGAAAACUGAUUUUUUGAACUUACAUUCAGAACCAUGUAACUUCUAAAUACAAAAUUUACAGACAGAAGUAAAAUUUUUACACCUGACCACACUCUUCCAAACAGUUGCUCUAGUGUGAAUACCAAGUCAGGUUUUCUUCCUUUAGUGGGGAAUUUUAGGGGCCUGUUUCCCCAAGACAAAACUGGUAAAGUUCAGUCUUGGAUGGGAAAAUACAUUUUGUGUCUACUACCUAGAUUUUGUGUUUUGGAAUGCUGCUUCCUUAUUGCCUUUACUAAAGCAAUGUUUCCAGUGCUCCAUGAACAAACACCUGUGAUUCUGUAGUUACAAAAUCCACACCAUCAGAUUUACAUCAGGAAUAGAAAUAUAUUUGAAGCAUGUAAUGGCAGAGCUGAGAAAAUCCAGUUUGGCCUCUGUAUGCCAGAACUCAUGAAAACACCAAGUGGAAAGCUGUUUGCUGCUUGUGAACCACGACUGCUGCUGAAAAAGCAAACAGCCCAGCAGGUUGUUUUUUUAAUAGUUAUGUUUUUAGAAUACAAAGGCACCACGGGUGACCUUGUCAAUGCUUUGCAGCGCAGUGCUGCUGACAGGAGAGAUCAGCUCCCAUCUGCUUCAGCAGUAACCACACUCUGCACCUGAACUGCACAGGCACUUUGUACAGAUUGCAAGUACGUUGGGAUAACCUGAGAUGGAGGUUGGUGUGAGAGACCACGUUCAGCCCAGGCUGUCAGGCACAGCUCCACUGGACUGUCACAGUCCCUCCUGUCUCAUGGCAAAAUCCCAGGUUUCUAUUCCACAGUGAUAGCUACAACUAGUGAUAGGUAGUUGUUUGGUUUUUUUUUCCCUUUGGCUUGAAACUUGUCUCAGUUUGUGUUCAAAAACAGCUUUUGCCCAUUAAAGCCCAAAGCUCCUCUAUAGAAGAACUGUGUUCCAAAAAAUUCAACUCCUAGACAUAGCCCAUUCCAGCCCAGGACAACUGCUGGAAUCCUUCUUGGACAAACCUCUUAUGUAGGAGACCAAAUGGAAGUUUUUGCUUAGAGGAAAUGAACAACACAGUAGCCUUGAUGUCACAGAGGUGUCUGAAAGAAAGCAGCAAUAUUAAUUACAAAUGACCUAUUUUCACAAAUAAAUAUACAUCAAGAAAAGUUGUCUUCCAGAUCCAUUGAAAGCAAAAAAUGUAUAAUGAGUUAUUAAAUACAACACUUCAGCAAAAAGAACACUUUUCUAAACAAGGAAGACAAAGGCAUAGCUAAUUACUUGGGAAUCCAACACAGAGAAAAAGCACCUUUUGCUGCUUGUUUCUGAGGAUUUAUUAAAAACAUAUUUUCAAUAUAAAAGUA
Pseudopodoces humilis (Tibetan ground-tit) is the source of this 3036-nucleotide messenger RNA. It is a transcript of the gene MORN3, whose product is annotated as MORN repeat containing 3. The record is from RefSeq and is a predicted model, not a curated record. NCBI's taxonomy places the organism in Eukaryota, Metazoa, Chordata, Aves, Passeriformes, Paridae.